Closterium sp. NIES-65 is the source of this 3096-nucleotide messenger RNA. The record is from the annotation of a GenBank genome assembly. Lineage: Eukaryota; Viridiplantae; Streptophyta; Zygnematophyceae; Desmidiales; Closteriaceae.
AUGGGAGUGACGUUCGCGGACUUAGGUGUGUCGUUCGGCGUCAACUUGGGAGUUUCGCUGGUCGUCUUAUUUCUCUACUCUGUCUGCUCGCAACAACCGCUGAAUGCCCGCGUUUACUACACAAAAUGGUUCUGUAUAAAUGACAAGGAAGCGACGGAGAAGCACGAGCAGGCGGAGGUAGAGGGCAACAUCGUCAAGAGCCGGCGAUGGAUCGAGUGCUCCUUGAAAAACUACGCCGACACGUUCGACUGGGUCAAGGUGGCCCUCGCCAUGCCCGAGAGGGAGCUCAUCAAACACGCCGGUCUCGAUAGCGUCGUCUUCCUCCACACACUAAAACUCGGGUUCAAGAUCUUCGUGCCAAUCUUGCUGCUGGCGGCCGCAGUGUUGUUCCCCAUCAAUUUCACGGGAGGGUCGCUGGAGGCGCAGGCGGCGUACGCGCAGGAGCAGGUGGACCAGGGAAACACGAAAGCGAAGCUUUUUGAUUACUCUGAGAUCGACAAGCUCUCCAUCGCCAACGUGCCCGAUGGCUCGCCCAGCCUGUGGGCGCAUGUGGUGUUGGCGUGGGUGUUCAACCUGUGGGCGCUGUACAUGCUGCGAGAGUCCUUCAAGCACGUUGCCCGCAUGCGCCUUGACUUCCUCGCGGACCAGCAGAGAGCGCCCAACCAGUACACUGUGCUGGUGCGGCAGGUGCCAGCAGACCCCAUCAAGUCCAUCCCAGAGACCGUGGACCACUUCUUCUCAGUCAACCACUCCGAUCACUACCUGCUCACUCAGCCGGUGUACAACGCCAACAAGCUGUCGAGUCUGGAGACGAAGAGGGACUGGCUGGAGAACAAGCUGACAGAGAUGGAGAUCAAACUGGAAAAGACGGGCGAGCGCCCCAUGCACAAGGACGGGUUUCUGGGGAUGAUGGGCACGAAGGUCGAUUCAAUUGAGUUCUACACACAGAAGAUUAUCGAGAUUAAGAAGGAGGUGUGUGGGCAGUUGGUAGAGAAAAUAAAGGGGAUCCUGCAAGAGCGUGAGAAGGUGGUCAAUGACAGCUCCUCCGUCAUGCCGGCCGCGUUCGUCUCGUUCCGCACGCGGUGGGGCGCAGCAGUGGCAGCCCAGACACUCCAAUCAAAAGACAGCUCGCAGUGGAUCACGCACUGGGCGCCGGAGCAGCGCGACGUCAAGUGGGAGAACCUGCCGAUGCCGUAUGUCAGCCUCAUGCUGCGGCGGAUCGUUGUCGGCGGGAUUGUGAUCGCCAUCAUUCUGGGGUACACCUUCCCCGUCAGCUUCGUGCAGUCGCUCGCCAACAUUGACCAGCUCGCGAAAGUGGCGCCGUUUCUGGAGCCAAUUCUCAAUGUUCCCUUCAUUAACGCGUUCGUGAAGAGUGUUCUCUCCGGUAUCGCGCUCAAGAUCUUCCUCGCGAUCCUGCCAAUGCUACUAACGUUCCUGUCAACGGCGGAGGGGUACACGGCUAAGUCGGGCAUAGACCUGGCGGCCACGGGCAAGUACUUCUACUUCAUCAUCGGCACCGUCUUCUUUGCCAACGUGCUCGGCGGUGUGCUCCUCGACCAGGCCAAAACCCUCUCCCAAAACCCCUCCGCUGUGCCGAAGAUCCUGGGCGACCGCAUCCCCACCAAGGCCACGUUCUUCAUGACGUACACCAUGCUGGAUGGGUGGACCGGCAUGGCCAUGGAGGUGCUGCAGCUGGUGCCGCUCAUCAUGUUCCACAUCAAGCCCAUGGAGGUGCUGCAGCUCGUGCCGCGCAUCAUGUUCCACAUCAAGAACAACCUGCUGGUGCGAACGCCAGCGGACCGCAUCAAGGUCAUGAACCCCUCACCGCUCACGCUCAUCGAAACGCUCUACCAGGUGGAGCUCUACUUCCUGCUGCCCUUUGUCUACUGUGUCUCCAACCCGCUCUACCUCAUCUUUGCCAUCGUCUUCUUCGUCCUUGCCUUCGUCGCCUACCGCAACCAGAUGAUCAACGUGUACAACGCGGAGUAUGAGACGGCGGGAGCCUACUGGCCGCACUUCCACGCGCGCCUCAUCGCCUCCAUGAUCAUCCAGCACCUCACUCUCAUCGGCAUCUUUGCUCUCAAAGAGGCCCAACUGCAGGUGACGCCAGCUCAACCGCCUCCUCCUCCCCCUGCUGCUGCUGCUGCUGCUGCUGCUGCUGCUGCUGCUGCUGCUGCUGCUGCUGCUGCUGCUGCUGCUGCUGCUGCUGCUGCUGCUGCUGCUGCUGCUGCUGCUGCUGCUGCUGCUGCUGCUGCUGCUGCUGCUGCUGCUGCUGCUGCUGCUGCUGCUGCUGCUGCUGCUGCUGCUGCUGCUCAUGAGGCGAACCGCAAGGACACGAUCGACCGCACGAUCAGCCCCGACCUGGACCCGUCGUCGUUCCUGGCGCGCGCGUACCUGCACCCGUCCCUGCAGUCCGCCUUCCAACUCCUGGACGAGGAACAGGACGGGCAGAACGGGGCCGAUGGGGGCGUGGGAGACGCGGGAGAGGGGGGAGAUGGAGCAGGCAAGGGGGGUGAGAAGGACGGGAAGCGGAGGAAAAGUGGGGAUAUGGGGUCAGAUGCAGAGAAGGAGACGAAGGGGGGUGCGGCAACCCCGGAGAGUGCAUGGCAGAGUAACGAGGAGAGGAGGAGGGGCAAGGAGUUGGAGAAGGGUGGGGAGAGGAGGAGUAAGGAGUUGGAGAAGGGGAGGGAGAAGGAACCACAGGUGAAGCUGGUGGCUGUGAAGAGGCAUCCCCGCAGCACGCAGGCGUCGCCAGCACCGGAGGCGAUGGUAACCGGGUUACGAGCGUCGAGCCCUCUACCAGCAGGCACAGCUGAGAGAGCAGCAAGAGGGAUGUCUCCUGUGAGAAGCUCUGCUGCUGCGGAGGCGUUCAGGAGAGCAGACAGUACAGACGAGCUGGCGUUUGAAGAUGCGCCUGAUUUUUCACCUUUGCAUUCACCUGAGGCUGAUUUGCAGUUGUCGAGUGGGGCAGGAGUGCAGGCGGGGCCAGCGAGGGCGCCAUCUCCUGCGACAGCUGGCACGCUGCCGCUGCUGCAAGGGAGAAGCAGAGCUGAAGAUGAUGGGGCAGGUGGGGGGAGGUCCUCCUUUAAUCUAUGA